AUGCAUUGUAAUGAACCGCCGCCCCCGCCGCGGCCGAGGUGGGAACCCAACGAUGGAAUCGGGCCUAGAGGGUACCCAGACUGCUACUAUAAAUCCCGGACGCUGAACUCUACGUUCCGAUAUGUGAGGUUCGUGAAGAAACUCCGCGCGACUGAAGAAGAACAGCGCAAAGGAGACGCGAACAACAUGAAGGAGUUGGUAGACCAGCAGAUCAGCGACUUCUUCAGACGAUGUGACCGCAGAUCCCUCAUAAACAACGUGGCGCGUCGUGUCGACCUCUGCAUGAGAUCUUACGAGGAAGAUUUGAAGCAGAAGAGAAAGAAACUAGUCGACCUGCUCCAAAAAGAGGAGGAAGAGGAUAUCCGCAAGUUCGUGGUGCAAGCACAGGCGGGCGCGAAUGCUAUCUGGCAGGACAAACUGAACCGACUGCAGUAUCUUUUGGACAAGCGCAAGAAGGAACACGAAAUGAAAUACAAGGAUCUACCCAUAAUGAAAUGCGUGCAUGUACUGCCGUGCAUCUACAAGAUCAGAGCCAAGGAGGCCCAGCAGAUCCAGUUGUACCAGAUGAGGGAGAAGGAGGCCAGGCAGCUAUCUGAACGGGAGUUGGAGAAAAUGUGGUACGAGUGCGGCAUGAAGGAGAGCGAAGCUCUGACGGCGAGAAUGGAGCAAGACGCCAUAGAACGGUAUCGCCGCGACAUAGAGUGUAAAGAGCACAGCGAUAUGAUAAUAGAACAACGCAAGCGGCAGAAGGAGAUAGACAGGGCUAACCUCAAGAAGGAACAGCUGGCGAUGCAAGCUCAGUUCGAGGAGGAUAAGAAGAAGGAAGAGGAAGAGGACAGAAAACGGCGUGCCAAACGUAACCAACUGGGCAUAGAUCGCGAAAACGCCAUUACGGAACGAAAGAAUAUGCUCGCCAAGCAAGAGGCUGAAGAGAAUGUGAUCAGAGAGGUGUGGGACUCCCUCUCCGGACAAGGAAUAGCCGAAGAAAAAGCCAAGAUUGCGCUCAUGAGAAGGAAAGAGUAUGAACAAGACGAAUGCAACAGAAAGAUGACACAGCUGAAGAACGAAGUGGCAGGGCUGGAUAACGCGCAUAACUACAUGUUCGAGGCGGAGGCGAAGCGGCGACAGGACAUCGACGACCGCAGGCGAUGCGACUAUCUGCUCUGGUCGCAUAAGACUAACGCUGACGUACGCAAAGCAAUGAUCGAGCAGAUAAAAGAAAAAGAAGCCAAGGCAGAGUUGGAGAAGAAGCUGGUAGAGCAAGAGGAGUACCACAAUCAGGUGUUCAAGCAACAAGAAGAGCUGAUCGCGUACAAGAACAAGCAGGACGCGUUAGCACGCAAAAGAUACCAGCAAGACCUCAUUGACCAGAUCGAAUACAACAAACUGCUUAAGGAGCGAGCUAAGCAAGAAGAGCUGGAGCAGGUCAAGAAAGGUCAACUCGCUGCAAAGGAAUACGAAAACGAGAUGAGAAAAAUGCUAAGCAGACCGUUCUUCGUAGACGACGUCCAUCCGUUCAUGAAGCAGAUGGCAGGAGGGCUGGAGAUGAAGAAGAAAUGUCCGUGUUCCAAGCAGGACUACUGCAAGUGACUAUAUUGUUG
Pectinophora gossypiella (pink bollworm) is the source of this 1601-nucleotide messenger RNA. RefSeq names its product apical junction molecule-like. NCBI's taxonomy places the organism in Eukaryota, Metazoa, Arthropoda, Insecta, Lepidoptera, Gelechiidae. The coding region runs from base 1 to 1590 and encodes 529 amino acids. The transcript has 12 exons. The record is from RefSeq and is a predicted model, not a curated record.